CUAGCGGCGUGGCAAGGCAAAAGCUGUGGCGAGGUAAGUGGAAGCGAAGCGAGGCGAGGCGAGGCGAGGCGAGUCGAGGCGAAACGAGGCGAGGCGCGAGCGAGCCGAUCCAAAGAGGCAAACGCAGAGAGGAAGGCGAAGAGCGAGGCGUGGCUCUGUCGGAGGAGCGGUACGGCCCUGGGAGGCGGUGGUGAGGCCUCGCGGAGGAGCAGCGACGACGAGGAGGUGCACGGCACGGGCCAGACAAACAGACUGGCACUGGCAUCGCGGGAGUCAGCGGCAGUGGUCACCGCUGGUCACCGAGACGGUCUCUCUCUCUCGAGAAUCGGCCCGCGUUUCGCCAACAUGCGCCCCGUGUCUAUCCUUUGAGUCGCGGAAACGGGCAAAGUGCGCGCUCGGCUAUGUGCUUCGGAAUCGAUCCUCGAUCGCGGUAACCAGCCAACCGACCGACUCAGCCGGAGAGAGUAUCGCCGUUCGGAAUCGGGCUCGAUCGACCUCGGGAUUAGUUGUGUAUCCGUGCGCGGAUAAAUUCAUCUCUUGGCGGGAUAAAAACGGGAAGGAAAAGUAUCGAUCGGACCUGUUCGGAUCAACGGUUUUCCAAGAAGGAGGAGGAGGAGGAGGAGGAGGAGGAGGAGGAAAGUUGGUAGCAGCUCGGUCGAGAAGAGAGAAGAGAAAAAUCGGGGCGACUAGGAGGGAAGGAGUCGACGGAGGAGGUGUGGAAGCAAGGGGCGAGGGGGAGGAGUAAAGAGACAAUCGGCGCGGUAUUCGGGAGAGUGGCGCGUUUCGGUGUAACGGUCGGUGUACGGUACAACGACAGAGUGUGCGCGGUGUCCUCGAAGGGCGAUCGAUCGGUCGAUCGGCCCGGUCGUCGAUCGCCGUCCACGCUGGUGGCUCGAUAGGGACGACGGCGACGACGACCACGUCGUCGUCGUGCGAGCGCCGACGUAGGAGGAGGAGGAGGGGAAGGUGGUGCUGGUGGAGGUGGUGGUGGAAGCGGGGGGAGGUGGGAUGGUGGCUUCCGGCCCGUGCCGAUCUCGAGCGGAAAGAAGACGCGCCGAGAUGUCGCCGCGCCGUCUCGCGCCCCUGCUGAUCCUCGGCACGAUCCUCGCCGGGCUGACGAGCACCGCCGCGGCGGACAGGAUGAGCGGCCUCUACGUCGACAACGGUUUCGACCAGACCAUCGUGCACAGGGUGGUCAGCCAGCGCGAGAAACGGGAGGUCGAGCACGAGAUAUUGAAUCUGCUCGGAUUGCCGGAUCGGCCGAGGAACACGGCCGGUAGGCCGCCACAGGUCAAGAGGUCGGCGCCCAAGUUUCUCUUGGACAUAUACAAGAACGCUCUUGGCGAGGACGAGGACGAGAAGCCGAUCGGCGAGCAGCAACGUAGGGCCGGCGAGUUCGACCUCACCGGUCAGGAUCUCAGGGCCAUCGACCAGAGCGACGUCAUCAUGACCUUUGCCGCGCACAAUCAUCACGUUGCCGGAGUGAGGCACGAGCGCGGCAAAAGGCUCUGGUUUGACGUCUCCGAGGUGCCACCCGGGGAACACAUAAUCGGUGCAGAGCUCAGGCUCUAUCGCAGCAUGGACGUGAAGAAUCGGAGGAAUCGUGGAUCGUACAUGAUCACGGCCUAUCGGGUAUUGAGAACCGAAGACGGAACAAGGGAGUUGCAAUACGUGGACGCAGUGAACACGACGACGGGAAAGGAAGGGUGGUUGACUUUAAAUAUUAGCGAAUCCCUCUCCCAUUGGGUCAAUAAUCCCGAUGGAAACAAGGGAUUAUAUCUGUCGGUACAUCCCGCGGAUCGUUCUGUGCACGAGAUGAGACCGGAAGACAUCGGGAUCCUCGCGUUCAGAGGCGAUCCCGACAAGCAACCAUUCAUGGUUGGUUACUUCAAGAGUUCCGGCAUCAGAGAGUCGAAGGUACGACAGAAACGGGAUGCCAGGAGAAGAAAGAAGAGCGAGUCAUCGAGCCUGGAUUAUAGGAAUAAUCCGUACACCGAUCCCGGUACGCAGUACAACUCGAGGACCUGCAAAAUCCAAACGUUGUACGUGAGCUUCAGGGAUCUGAAGUGGCAGGACUGGAUCAUAGCACCGGACGGAUACGACGCAUAUUAUUGCAGCGGCGAGUGCAAUUUCCCUUUGAACGCCCAUAUGAACGCGACCAAUCACGCGAUCGUCCAAACCCUGGUGCACCUGGUCAGCCCUGGUAAGGUACCAAAGCCUUGCUGCGCCCCUACCAAGCUCUCGCCGAUCUCAGUGCUGUAUUUCCUCGACGAAAGCAACGUUAUACUGAAGAAGUACAAAAACAUGGUCGUGAAGAGCUGCGGUUGCCAUUGAUCGGCCGGGAUUACCUCGGGCACGCGUGCACGAGUUGUUUCCAGUUGAACGUAUGCGUAUCGCGACGCCGCGCAUCGAAUCUCGACCGACUGAAUCCUGAUCCGCAACCCGCUGUUUCCCGAUCCAGCAAAAUCGUCAAAUCGCUUUCGAUUCGUCUUUCCUUUUUUCCUUUCUUUCUUUCUUUUCGAUCGAGUUAUCGGGGAGUUAUAUCGCAUCGUUGUGAAAAAUUUAAGAAAGAUCGUGGAACGAUUGGAUCGGUUGAUGAAGAAGGGAGAGAAAUUGAAACGAAACCGAAUUUAAGAAAGAUCGUGGAACGAUUGGAUCGGUUGAUGAAGAAGCGAGAGAAAUUGAAACGAAACCGAAUUUAAGAAAGAUCGUGGAACGAUUGGAUCGGUUGAUGAAGAAGGGAGAGAAAUUGAAACGAAACCGCUGGAUCGCUGAUUCGGCUCGAUUUUCGGUUCGGAUCGAAAGAGGGAAUAUCUCUUUGAGCGUCGGUUCUUUGUCGCCCACGCGAAAACGACGAAUGCCGAUCGAUGGCCGGUUAACGAGCGCCGCAAGAAAAUCAUCGGUCGUCUGGUGCCAAAUUCUCGACUAGUAGAUAGUGUAAUUUCUCGAAACGAGUGCUUCCGUACUAACGAUCGUUAAUAAUAAUAAUAAUAAUGAUAAUAAUGAUAAUAAUGAUAAUAAUAAUAAUAAUAACAAUAAUAACAAUGAUGAUAAUGAUAAUAAUAAUAAUUAUAAUAAUUAUAAUAAUAAUAAUAAUAAUUAUAAUAAUAAUAAUAAUAAUCUCGUCGCUGGCAAAGGUGAAUGUUCGAAUACGUUUUUUGGGAAACGAUCGAUCGACGAAUACGUGCAAUUCCAGAUCUUUAUCCGGUUUUAGUGGAUAUCGUUGUAAUAUACAUACGUAACAAUAGGGGAGGGGGGUCACAAUUUUUAUUCGAUUUACUUCGAAUCCUUUCUUCCUUUCUUCUUCUUCUUCUUCUUCUUACUUUUUCUUUUUUUUUUAAUCUUAACUUAAAUAUCUCAUCCAAACGUUCGGUCGGAUUAAUAUAAUCGCGUAAUACGAUUAUUAUUAAUUUAACGACUUUAACGAACGAAUUCUGAGAAGAAAAAAAGAAAAGAAAAAAAAAAGAGAGAGAGAGAGAGAGAAGUUUCCACUUGGUCUGUCGUAUCAUCAAUCUUAGGCGAAGAAACAAACGAAAACAAAACACAACGCAUCUUGUAUCCGCGUUUUCGAAAGUAUUUAUGCAUAAAGUAAACCUGCAUAAAGAGCAAAGAAAAGAUACUUCACUUUUUCUUGUAAUUAGACUUAUUUAUGUUUGUGUAAGUAAUAAAAGCAUCCGUGUUUAAUAGUCGUACGUAUACAGGCUGUUUCGUAAGAUGAAACGAAUGAAAACCAAGUGAGAGAGAUUCUUCGCAAAAAAAAAAAAAAAAAAAAAAAAAAAAAAAAGAAAGAAAGAAUCGAAUCGAUUCUCGAUUUACUUAGCGGAAAUCGAUUCGAUCGAGAAUCUAAUUCCAUCGUAACGUAGUCUACAGAGUAGUCGGGUAAUUGUCACCUUGAUUAUUAUUUUUUUUUUUUUUUUUUUUUUAAGCUACGAAGGAUGAAGAAGAAUUUAUAUAUAGCGAAUACUGCGCGGUACAAAACUGUAUGGUACCAAGUAUUACGGUAUGAUAAUACCUAGUUUUUACUCGUUAUUUAUUAGGAAGAGAGAAAAGAUUUUUUUUAAAAGAGAUGUUAGAAGAAGAUUUUAUUAAUCGUCGUAAAAGUAUUUUAACGCGUUGAAUUAACCGAUGAAUCCACAACAGUUUAUAUUACUUUUAAAGUAAUUAUUUUAUAUUCGUAUAUUUCCUUUUAAUUUCCUUAAAUCCCGUGUAUCGUGAUAAACAGCAUCUGUAGUAUUUUAUCACGAAAGGAUAUAAAAAUACAUAAAAUGUUGAGAUUGAAUGGUUUUGGAAUUGAAGGGAAAAUCCAAUUCAAAUCUAAUCAAAACUGUUGUGAUAAAAAUAAUAACGAUAAUUGCAGACAAUCAAGUUCUCAGUCAAUUAAAUUAAUUUAAUACCGAUUAUACGAUCGAAUCUUUUCCACUGUAUAAUUAUUGUAAAUUAAAUCUUUUUCUCCAGCUUCUUCCUCGUUCCGGGGAAUGGAAUAAAUUCUCUGUAACCAAAAUUUUAUUUGCUUAUGAAAGGAAAGAUUCGUCGAUGAUCAAGUAGAAUUAUUUUUUUUUACUUUGCUAAAGUAAAAAUAAAAAUAAAUAAUUAUCGGAGAGAAAAGUAAAUAUUUCGAUAUAAAUAAUACGUGUAAUGGUAUAUAUUAAUAACGCGACGCACGAUGUAAGCAAAUGAAAUAAUAUUAAAGAAGAAUCCAAGCAAAGCGACGUUAUAGAGGAUUAAGAUGGCGACAGUUACCGAACCACCCUGUACAUACUUGCACACCCGUGUAACUCAACUUUCUAUGUACAUGUAUGUAGAGUGUAAAUGUAUUUAUAUAUACGUAUAUAGAAAGUGGAAGAUUCUUUAAUUUUGUAAUGUCGCGAACUUCUGUCUAAUGUGCGAAAGGCAAUCAAAUUUUUUGAAUAAAAAUAUCACAAAUACAAUGUCCUUCAACCGGAGCGAAAUAUCACAAUGAUGCAAUGAGAAUUUAAUUUUUAAUUAACGUGUCCACUGCCCAACGAAUUUUUUUUCAUUAUCUGUGCGCUGUGUGUGCCAACAUACGUAUUGUUCGAAAUAUUUUGAAAAAUUUGUCAAUUCGCCGUACACAUCGUAAUGCACAUCCCGUAAAAAUCCCGUCUUAAUCCCGAUUAAAAUUGAUAAAUAAGCGCAGUGAACGUGUUAAAUCGAACGAAUAGUUUUUUCCGCCCACUCUUACGUUUUCCUUUUUUUUUUCUUUUUGUAUAAAUUUCCAUUUUUUACAAGCUCGUAAGAAACAUAGGAGAGUUAUAGUCAUACUUAAUCGACACACGCGUGAGAUUAAAAGUUUUAAAUUAUUCCGACGCGAAACUCGAUUGUGCUGCCGCCGCUGCUCGAGAAAUAUGUGUCAGCGUUGUUUAAAAAGCGAUUAACGAGCGUUUAACCGUGUGAAUGGGAAUGAAGAAGCAUAGUCCAUUUUAGCUCGUGGGAUGCGUGAAUGCCUUUGUGAAUGCGAUCACAAAUCAAUCGAUGAAUAUAAUAGUCUGUGGUAUCAUUAACACAAUUUUUGUAAUGACAAUGUAAAUAUAUCGUUGUAAAUACGUUCUAUAAUACAUACUACAUAUAACGUGUA
Apis mellifera (honey bee) is the source of this 5593-nucleotide messenger RNA. RefSeq names its product protein 60A (gene gbb). Gene Ontology annotation, biological process: SMAD protein signal transduction; BMP signaling pathway. Gene Ontology annotation, cellular component: extracellular region. The coding region runs from base 1009 to 2334 and encodes 441 amino acids. The transcript is spliced from 6 exons. Gene Ontology annotation, molecular function: cytokine activity; growth factor activity. NCBI's taxonomy places the organism in Eukaryota, Metazoa, Arthropoda, Insecta, Hymenoptera, Apidae. The record is from RefSeq and is a predicted model, not a curated record.